CUUUCUUUUUUAUUUCUUUGAUGUAAACAAGAGUACUUCCUUAAACACAACGAUUUCGAUUUCGAUUUUGUGCUGGUCUUUUAUUUUCUCUUUUGCCCAUAAAAAAAUAGCAGUUUUGACAUCGGCUACCAUUCAUCUCGCUUGGCGGCUCAAUUUUCCCUAUUUCAUUUCUUCUCUGUUUUCUUGGAUUUGGAAUGAAACGGAACCCUUGCCUGCUUUGAAAUCCCGUUUCUUUCUGUUCGGUUUCCGAUGGAAGUUUGUCAAUGUUUUUAAUCACUCUCCCUCUCUGUCUCUUUCAUUUUUCCCUUCGAGUAUCGCAUUCUAUGCAGCCAUUUGAAAUAUGUCCGGAGAAGUAGACCAUGCGUUCCUUCGAAUCCCACGGGUUUUUACUUUGAAUUUCUCCAUAUUGUAAAAAACCUUUCGAUUGUAUUUUAAAUUUAAAUAUCUUACGGUAAUAUUGCUCCCCACUUGGUUAUGUUUGGAUCUUUGCGUUCCUGCCUUUUUCUUGGCGGCUCAACAGAGAUGCUUGACUCUUCCGCGCCUUUUAUGGCCGGACAAGUAUAGUUAUUAGGGGAACAAAAAGAAAAUUAUUCAUCGUUACUCUGCAUCUCAGUGUGCAUUUAUUACUUUUGUGGCCAUUUCUCUAUCAUGGUAUGUUGCUUUAGUGAUAUGCUAAGUCGAGCUUUUAGUUAGCCUGGUUGAGGUACUCGGUCAUUGGAAAUGCUAUGAAUUUAAGCCGAUUUAAAAAUGUUUACAGUUGUAUCAUCUUUUGAUUUUGACAGCCAUGCCGACCUUUACUGCAAUAGCGUUUGAUACAUUGAUAGAGCCUAAAGCUUCUAAAUCAGUCGAUAAAUCUGCCCCGUCUUCCAUGCCUGUUCCCAACACUAAACUGGAGAGGAGAAGCAGUGUGCCACCGGCCACAAAAAAGAAGGCUCCUCGCCCUCCAUUAAAACCAGCACUCUAUGCCACUCCUGAGGUGACACCAGUUCCAGAUUCACCCUCAUCAUUCCCUCCUUCUCCCUACAUUGUCAAUCACAAACGUCGAGGGCCACGCCUUGUCAAGAGUUUUUCUGAGGCCAGCGUAUUAAAGCAGAAGAUUCCAGAUGACGAAAAGGAUGAUGGUUUACAGAAGACCUCAGACACUGUGGUUGUUAGCUCAGCUGGUGACCUGCAAGUCACUUUCUCACAUCCUGAGCCUGUUAAGGAGGAGCGAACUAAUGGUUUUCAUGACAGUGCACCUAGAAGCAUCAACACUGAUGACCUUCGCACUGGAUGCAGGGAAGCUGGAAGUAGCAGCAGUACAAAUGGGUCACUCAAGGAGAGUAAUAUACCGAAGGUGUUGGCGAAUAAUUCUGAAAGAGAUGUAGAGGGUGAAGACUUCUUUGAUCCGCAAGAUUCAAUGAGUUACACUAGUAAUACAGAUGGAGAAGAUAAUACUGGGCCUGAACACUCUCUAAAGACCCCUACUCCUCAAGGGGAGUUUUUUGAUGCUUGGGAAGAACUAUCUGAAGGCGGGCCUCAGGCUUCUCCAUCUCCAUAUAAUGCUGAAGCUGAAUUGCGUGAAAUGAGGUUGAGUCUGUUGAUGGAGAUAGAAAAGCGGAAGCAAUUUGAAGAAUCCCUUAACAGCAUUAGAAGUCAAUGGGAGAGUGUUAGACAAAGGUUGUCUCAUGUAGGCAUAGUCCUUCCUGCUGGGAUUAUAUCUGCGGCUGAGGGACAACAGCUGAAUUCUGAUCCUGUCGGAGAUCUGUGUGAACAAGUUAAUGUUGCUAGGUUUGUAUCAGACGCCAUUGGGAGGGGCAUUGCCAGGGCUGAGGUGGAGAUGGAGAUGGAAGCUCAAAUAGCUUCUAAGAACUUUGAAAUAGCUCGUUUGUUGGAACGUCUCCAUUUUUAUGAGAUGGUGAAUCAAGAAAUGUCACAGAGGAACCAAGAAGCAGUAGAGAUGGCAAGGCGUGAGAGGCAAAGGAGAAGUCGGAGGCAGAGAUGGAUUUGGGGCUCUAUUACUACUGCUAUUGUGCUUGGUGCUGCCACCAUAGCGUGGUCUUAUAUCCCCAUGGGAAAAUCGUCAUCUUCUACGUACCAUGAUCAGGCUUCUGAGCAUGGGGAUGCAGCCAAGUAACAUACAUCCAUCAGCACUAACUGUAGCGCCGUUUGAUGUUAGGAGAGGAAUAAAGAGUAUACAUGCCACUAUGUGGUUGACUUUCGUCAGUUGCAAUUUUCCGCAUCCGGAGCCUUUGCAUCUAGUAUGUAAGUAGGGCCUCGCACAGAAUAUCUAGGUGAUAGUGUACUGAAGUGGCUCAGUUGAUGUUGAGAUAUUCUGUAAGUUGUGCAUUUCUGCCAGCGAGCUUAGAUGUGCUUGCGUAAAUGUUUGGUUUUUUUGUUACAUUGCUAAGGCAUGUUGAUGAUGGGUCAUUUAAGCUCGUGCUCUCGUGAGCAUUUUUAUACAGCAAAAGAGGAUUUAAUCAAUGAAAUAGGAAGGGGGAUAUAGUCCUUGUGCCUCGAUGAGUGGUGGGAUGAUGCCUACGAUUCUUGUGUGUUUCUGUGCUGUCGUGGUCAGCCUCAGUAACGACCAUGAUCCUUUCGUUCAAUUUAGGGUUGCAACAGUGUUGUGCCAUGGCUAUGCCCUGAUUAAGGGAAGCUAUAUCUACUCUUGUUAUGUGCGUUCCGAGCGCCAUUUGGGGCACUUUUCGCACUA
This is a messenger RNA of Neltuma alba, 2692 nucleotides long. RefSeq lists its product as uncharacterized. NCBI's taxonomy places the organism in Eukaryota, Viridiplantae, Streptophyta, Magnoliopsida, Fabales, Fabaceae. Bases 785 to 2116 code for a protein of 443 amino acids. The record is from RefSeq and is a predicted model, not a curated record. The transcript is spliced from 3 exons.